UCUGUGCUGCUACUCGGCACGUUAUUCUGGAGAGAUACGCUGAAACUUUAUGUUUCUCGAUGUUUCAACAACACUGUAGUCAAUGUGUGGUUACAUUUAGGCUCAAAACCUUGGCUAUGGUUAGGGGAGGAUUAUGUAUUGGCUUGAGGGGCACAAUUCUGACGGGACAAGUAGCUAUGUAGAGUGAAACCAAAGCUGAAUAUCUGCUAUGGUCUGUUAAUCUGAUUAAUUUGGGAACAAUAAGGUGCUCUGAUGUGAGCAAGUCAAGUUUGCAAGGUAAAGAAGCACCUUACCCUCAAGUUAACUGUCAGUAUUCGGCAAUGUGAAAGGUGUCUUUUGUGGUAAUGAACCCACAGAGAAUUCUCACCCAUCUGCAGUGAGCCUGGUCUCACUCAAAAGUCGUCGAAAUCCAACACUUGGGCAGUGACUUGCGGCAUUGGAAACCAAUUAAAAAAGGAUCUUUAACGUUGGCAUGAUACGCGACCGGUUGCCCUUAUAGUUUAACAGCGCCUGGCGACGUCAGGGGGAAACGCGAUGGGACAAGGACGAAAGUUAAAGCUAAAGCCAAACUCUGUUCUUUUUUCCAAAACCUAACCAGGUGAUUUUGUUGUUGAAGGAAAAAAAAAACGUCAAUUGGCAGUGCUGUACUGCCACUUGUGCUGUAUUGCGUUUAUUUUGAAAGAGACUGUACGUAAAAGUUAAAUUUCCUGUGGAAACAGAAGUGUAUUUUGAAAAAAGACAAUGUCUAUAAGAGGCAGAACUUGACACAGUGUCCCAGAACGUCAACAACCAAUGCACCCCAGGGUACUUUUCACGUCGUAUGAGGACGUGGAAAGUCCAUGACCAAGACGUCAAUCAAAACGUCAACAUGUGACAAAGUCGGAGUGAGAGUGUUUUAGCCCUUUUAGCUCAUUGUUUUGGCAGAAUUUAUGGUAGCAUUGUGCAUUUCUGCAAAGCCCGAAUUAGUUAGAUUUAUACAUCAUAAUGUAGCAGAGUCUUUGAAACUUUAAAUUUCUUUAUGUUUUGUCAAUGGUGCAGUUAACAUGCUUAGGUUAAGGCACAAAAUACACUUGGUUAUGGUUUGGAAAAGAUCAAGUUUUGGCUUAAAUUGCCCACUUUUGGUGGCAAAAUACCAGCUUGAAACAAUUUCUCGGUAAAAAGGAGCAAUCGCUUUUUGUGGCACUAUCCUGGCAGAAAACACAGCAAUGGUUGCUAAAGACACCCAUAUUUGUUGGCUAAAACCCGCUGGAAACACAGCUAAAAAAAACAAUUGGUGUGGUUUGUUGGUCUUUAACAGUCAUCUGCAGCUUAGCAAGCAUCUCCCCUGGGUGUCACACCAUUGAAACCCUCUGAUAAACCCACUGUACUCCACCUGCACAGCACCAAAGAGGAAUAUUACAAGAGAGUGAAUAUUUGACAUUAGCUGGUGGACAGAAACAUGAUUCCAAAUGAAUGCUUUCAUUUUACAUUUGUACAACACAAGUGCUGCUACUGGUUGAUAAAAAUACAAUUAAUUUCCACCACUGUGUUAAAGCUUGCAGAUUUUUACAGAUGUUUGGCAGUUGACAGUAUUCAUUUAAGGUUGCUCAUAGAGCUAGUGGAAAUCUGUGAUAGCUGUUGAAAAGUCUGAGUUUGGGUGACAUUUAUUUAAGCAUUGAUUCCCUACAUUCUGCAAACUUCCGCAUUACUUUAAUCAGAAACCAAGGUCUGUGUCUGCACCAAACUUAGCUCUGCAGUCACACUGAGGUCAUCGCAUGCAUGUUUGUAGACAUAACAAAGACCUCUGUAGAAACUCCCCAGUUUAUUUUUCUGAACAAAAGGUGCACUGGAGAGUUUAAUUCCUCACAAACCAAUGUGUUGCCAGACCUGAUUGUGUAAACAGAGCGACACUUGAGCUUUAUCAGCUCAAGCAUGACACCAGGAAGUUAGUGCACAUGGCUGAAGGUGAAGCACACAACGGUGAGCUUUCAAACAAAACUAUGCUGGAGUUUCCCCCUGGGUGUUGAUGACUGGAAGGGAAGAGGAGAGAGUAGGAGGAGGAGUGACGGAGGAAUGGAUGUUAAAAAAACAGAUGAGACACUGAAGGCUUGGAGUGAGCACUGGUGAGGACACUGUGACUAAAAAUUGCACUGCACAGCAUUACAGGAAGCUGCCAUCAAGCCAGGAUGCCAUAGGCGCUGUCAUAUCCUGAGAGGCUUUCAGAAACCAGACUGUUUGACGAGGAAAGAAGAAGGUUUUGUUUGCUGCUUUCCCACUGCGUUUGCCUUGAUUGUUUGUUUCUUUCUUAGUCUGCUCGCCUCUAGGUUUCUGUCCCUGCUCUCUACUUCCUUCCUCAAGCAGUAAUUGCCAAUGACAAUUAUAUGACAGCUGAGGGAAAAGAAAUGAUGAUUAGCUCGUAGCCUAUUUUUCCACACAACAACAUAUGAUGUAUAUGUAUUCACCUGAAUUUGUAAUAUGAAAAUCUACAGGAGUGGACUAAUAUAAUUCAGCAUUUAGUCAGUACCUGAAAACAUUUACUCUGUACUAAUCAAUAUUUUACAGUAACAGUUAAUCAAAUAACUAUAUGUUAUGUAGAAGGUGUCCAGGGUGUUAUGGUAUAGUGAGGCAAAGUCCCUCCUUUUCCAGUAUCCCCCACUGGACCUAGCCCUGAGGAAAAUAUGUACAUUUGGCAACAGCAGGAGACAAAUAAUUAUUAUUCAUCCCAUUUAAAGUGCCCCAUGAAUUACACAUAUGAAUUUUGUCAAUUAAAGUGAUUAUUUUUAGUCAAGAGAGUCGCAGUUUAUCGUAGGUUUGUCGUAGUACUGUUAAGUUUUCAGUAAAAUUGCUCAGUGAACUACAUCUCUCAUCUCACACAAUAUACUGGUGUGUGUGCAUCCCGAUAUGCACACCGACAGGGACUUCACCUCUAUAUUCCCACUGCUCUCAUUGCGGUCGCAGGCUCACAGCAGUUAACUAUCUCUGGUGAAGACACUCCAGAAAUCUACUUUGAAAUUUGUGACAAGCUGGUGAAAUUAGCAGGCUCAGCCAUGGCCAGUAUCCUCUACUACGGCGAACUUCACAACUGCACCGACGUGGACCAACUGAUGAAACGCUAUUACCUGCCUGUCUCCUAUGGCGUCAUCUUCAUCGUGGGCCUAGUGGGCAACGUGACUUCACUUGGUAUUUACCUGACGAAGCUGCGUCCCUGGACGAGCAGCAGCAUCAUCAUGGUCAACUUGGCACUGACUGACCUCCUCUACGUCCUCAGUAUGCCCUUCCUGAUCUACUACUACAGCAAUGGGGAUUCGUGGACACUUGGCGACUUCAUGUGCCGCUUUGUGCGUUUUGGGUUUCACUUUAACUUGUAUGGGAGCAUCCUUUUCCUGAUGUGUCACGCAGUUUUCCGCUACAUGGUGGUGAUCAAGCCUCUGAGGUCUGCACAGGUGCAGCAGAAGUCUUGGGGUAUAAUUGCAUGCUCAGCUGUCUGGGUCAUCGCCGCAGCUGAAAUCACACCCAUGUUAACGAUGAUAUCCUUGGAAAAGCGCAACAACAAGACCUACUGCUUAGACUUUGCUAGCACCAUACCCGUCGAUGACGUGCGGUGGUAUGGCUGGCUGCUCACUGCAAUCGGAUUCCUACUCCCUCUAGUGGUGGUAUUCAUGUGUUACAUUGGUGUAGUGAAACAGUUGGUGAAAGGGCCCUCCUCAACCAGCCCGUGUCGAAUGCGAGCACGGCGUGUGACCGUGCUGAUCCUGGUGGUGUUUGUGGUGUGUUUCCUGCCAUAUCACAUCCUGCGUGUGUUGCGGAUAGAAACUCGAAAGAUACCAGAGACGCCGUGCAUGGUGGAGCGCAUCGUGCAUGCAGCAUAUAUUAUCUCCAGGCCUCUGGCUGGACUCAACACAUUUUUUAACCUGGCAUUGUACACUCUGUCAGGUGAUAAAUUCAGGAGGGCCUUCCUCAGCACUUUUUACUGGGAAAACUUUACGUGGCUGACCAAGGCCAGGUCACUGCUCCACCUGGCCAUCAUCAGCAAGACAGGCCAUGACAUGCCUGCUGUAUGACUGAUAACUGUCCGACACUGUCUUUGAUCUCACUCUGGACUUACUGUAAGUUUACUUACUCAGACACGAUACCAGGAAAGCUGAAUAACAGCUGUGGCGUCUGCACUGUGUGCCACCCAGAGACAAUAAAUAGUUUAGUGUGCCAACCCCAGAAAUGUAAACAUAAAUGACUAAAGGUUAAAGCUGUAAGAAGUGCAUGUUAAGUUAGACACACUUGAGAAUUGUUUGAAUGAAUAACACUGAAAUGGAUUCUUUUGUUUGCAGCCAUGAAAAUAAAAGGUUUUAGUUUGUGGUCCUAAAACAAGGAAGUAUGUUUGCAUUCCUGAACUGUGGGUUUCCAGGUCCUUGUCCUUAAUAAACACCUGCAGUUUUACAACGCGUUGUAUAUUUCACCUGUGAAUAUCUUAACCAUGAACAUAAAGCUGUUUUUAUCAUGAAACUACAAUGGUUUUGGUUAGUGCAUUACAUCACACUAUUUUUUACUACAUGAUUGACAAGCUAAAAUUAAAGUUUAGUGGUGAACACCUGUAAAAGAUUGUAGCUAGCGAGCUCAUUUUAGCCUUGUAUUAGACUGAUAGUAUUUUGUCUGUUUCAAGAAUCAUAAAAUUAUCAUCUUGUUAGAAAACAAACAUCUAUAUUUUGUACUGAGUUAUAUGUAAUACAACCAUGGAUGAUAAAUAAUUACAAGGGCUGUACCAAAUAUAUAUGUUUGUUUUUUUUUCUUACAUCAAAGCUUCUAUUAAAGUUUUUGAAUAAAGCUUUGAAUGUCUGUCGACAUAUUUUUUGACAUCACCACCCUAAUAUGUAAAUAAAUAAAAUCUUAAA
Molecule: messenger RNA, 4865 nt
Organism: Epinephelus moara (kelp grouper)
Lineage: Eukaryota; Metazoa; Chordata; Actinopteri; Perciformes; Serranidae
Product: 2-oxoglutarate receptor 1-like
Exons: 3
Coding region: 3027-4040 (337 amino acids)
Biological process (GO): G protein-coupled receptor signaling pathway
Cellular component (GO): plasma membrane
Molecular function (GO): G protein-coupled receptor activity
Source: RefSeq, a predicted model, not a curated record